Messenger RNA from Paramecium octaurelia, 1050 nucleotides. Lineage: Eukaryota; Ciliophora; Oligohymenophorea; Peniculida; Parameciidae. The record is from the annotation of a GenBank genome assembly.
AUGAUUUAAGAAAAAUCAAUUACUAGUAAACAUUUUACAGCAAAGGUUUAACACCUGUUUUUUCCGAAUGAAGACAAUUUCACAAAGUUCUGUAGGAGACUAAAGAAAUGUAAAUCAACAUUUUUGGGCUGCAUAUAUUAAUUGACUCAUCAGACAAUUAUUGACAUCUUAAUUACAUUAGCAACAUAAGGAUGUAGAGUUGACAUAAUUAUGGAUUAAAACUCAGAGGAGUAGGACGAAAGAAAAAAGAUAACCAUAAAUAAAUUAAUAGUGAUGAGUGGAUUCAAAGUGAAUGUUUCAUUGAUUGAAUCGAAAGGUCUAAUGCAUACCAAAUAUUGCGUUAUUGACAAUAAAAUAACAAUACUAGGUAGUGCUAAUUGGACAUUUCAAGCAUUCUCGAAUAACUUUGAGCAUAUAACAAUAAUCAAAGAUUCUAAUACAGCAUAAUAAUUUACAGAACAAUUCAAAUUUAUCUGGGAUUAAGCAAAAUAAGCCAAAUUCAUUGAGUCUUAGGUUGUAUAUCAACCCAAUAAAAAUUACGUUGAAUUUGAUUCAAAAAAGAGUAGUUUGCCAAGAUUGAGGAUAUCAAAAAGAUAAUUUAAAAUGAAGUUUCGAAAAUAUAAACCGAACCAUCAACAACAAUAAAAGAAAAAACAAUAGAAAAAGAAGAAAAAAAUACCUCAAUUUUAAAAGACACAAGUGGAUUAAAAUUAGCAUUAACCCGAAAUGGAAUGGAUGGAUGAAUAACAAAAAACGUAAACUUUUAUAUAACACGAGAUGAAAGAGUUUUUUGAGAAUCUUAAAUUAAAUGAAGAGAAGAAAUAACCGAAUAAUGACCAAAAUAAUGCAAGCAAAAAAUUUAAAAUUAAUUUCAUUAAGCAGGAUAUUAAUCCUUGGCAAAUUUAAUCCUAAUUAGUUAAUCCAAACAUUAUUUAAAAUCCAAUACAACGUAAUGAACCGUAGAGCAAAGAUCAAAAUAUUAUUAUUAUAGAUGAAGAGGAUGAUGGAGAUGUUCAAAUAAUAACCAAUUUCUCUAAGGAUUUCCAAUGA